Lentinula edodes (shiitake mushroom) is the source of this 1758-nucleotide messenger RNA. RefSeq names its product peroxysomal citrate synthase. The record is from RefSeq and is a predicted model, not a curated record. Gene Ontology annotation, molecular function: acyltransferase activity, acyl groups converted into alkyl on transfer. Bases 164 to 1633 code for a protein of 489 amino acids. Gene Ontology annotation, biological process: tricarboxylic acid cycle. The transcript has 21 exons. Lineage: Eukaryota; Fungi; Basidiomycota; Agaricomycetes; Agaricales; Omphalotaceae.
CUUGAGCGCCAACCGGAAAGAACAAGUUACCUGGAGUCCGACUGCUUUGAGUGCAACACAUUCAAAAUCAGCCUAUAAGUACUUAAGACCCGGCUCUCAUUCUGCUGCUACUACAUCUCGGCCCUACUUCUUCAUCCACCUCAACAAGUCCUUCAUCAUUGUCAUGGGCAGACCCAUUCCUUCAUCUUCGCAGAAUAGUCUUACUGUUCGCGACAACCGUACCGGCAAGAGCAUUGAAAUUGCCAUUGAAGACAAUAGCAUUCCAGCAACCGCAUUCAAAGCACUAUCCGCAGCUCCAGAGAAAGGCGAAAGGGAAGAGAAUGAAACGGACAAAGGAUUGAGGGUUUCUGACAAGGGAUUCUUGAACACCGCUGUAAUGCGGAGCCAAAUCACUUAUAUUGAUGGAGAGGCUGGAGUCCUUCGAUACAGAGGAUACCCCAUUGAGGAACUGGCCGUGCAUUCCUCUCAUCUUGAAACUGCUUACCUUCUCAUAUACGGCUCUCUUCCGACUUCAUCUCAGCUCGAAGUAUGGGAGAGCGAGGUUAUGCACCAUGGCGUCGUACACGCCGAUGCUGAGCAGUUCUUCCGGUCAUUUAGGUACGAUGCCCAUCCAAUGGCAAUACUUACCAGCGCAUUCGCAUACCUCGGGUCGUAUUACAGCGAGGCAAAUCCCUCAUUGCAAGGUCAAACUCUGUUCACUCAGGGAAGUCCAGAAUCACUAGCUGUAAUGGACAAGCAGAUAUACAGGUUGAUCGGGAAAGCUACCACACUCGCUGCAAUGGCAUAUCGAGUCCGGCAAGGCAGAAGUUUUGUCACACCGCCCACUGGGUUCAGCUAUACGGGCUCUUUCCUGUAUCAAAUGGACCAUCUAGGCGAGGAAAACUACAAACCAAAUCCUGUUCUGGAAAAGGCCCUGGAUGUCCUGUUCUUGCUACAUGCUGAUCACGAGCUGAAUGCCUCCGCAACGACGGUGUUGCAAACCGGAAGUUCACUUGUGGACCCGUACUCUGCGAUAGCCGCUGGUUGCGCGUCUUUGUACGGUCCAUUGCAUGGAGGAGCGAAUGAAGCUGUCAUUCGUAUGCUCAUCUCCAUUGGCAGUCCCGCGAAUGUUCCUGCUUUCAUUGAAGCGGUCAAGAAGCGGGAAAAGGUUCUUUCAGGAUUUGGACACCGGGUAUACAAAACCUCGGACCCAAGGUCGUUCAUUGUGAGGAAGACUGCUGACGAGGUUUUUAAAGUAACUGGCAAAGAUGAACUACUGGAGACUGCAAUGGCUCUCCAUGAGGCUGCUAUGAAGGAUGAGUAUUUUAUUAAGCGUAAGCUGGCACCCAACGUCGACUUCUGCAGUGGCCUCAUUUAUCGGGCUAUGGGUUUUCCUCUCGAUUUCUUUCCAGUGCUGUUUGCUGUACCCCGUGUAGUGGGAUGGUUAGCACACUGGCGGCAGAUGAUGCUUCAGCCUGGCGGUGUCAAGAUCUGGCGGCCACGACAAAUCUACGUCGGUGCAAGCAAGAGAGAAUAUGUAGCAGUCGAAGAGCGCAGUCCGGUGGAGGGACUUCAGAAGACACCUUCUCAAAUAUCGCAUUCUGGAAUCAGUAAACGGACGAUGAUUGCAACGUUCAAGGGUUCAAAGCUGUGACUUUGGAGUACAUACCUACCUCUCAACCUCACGAAGGGCAUGAGGGAAGUUGUAUUUUCUGAGGAUUUUAUGUAUUAAAUAUGGUAAAUAGAUGAUAUAAAAAAUGAUCUGUAACUCGUGGUGAC